This is a messenger RNA of Dissoconium aciculare CBS 342.82, 1470 nucleotides long. RefSeq lists its product as uncharacterized. Gene Ontology annotation, molecular function: hydrolase activity, acting on carbon-nitrogen (but not peptide) bonds. Bases 1 to 1470 code for a protein of 489 amino acids. The record is from RefSeq and is a predicted model, not a curated record. Lineage: Eukaryota; Fungi; Ascomycota; Dothideomycetes; Mycosphaerellales; Dissoconiaceae. The transcript has 4 exons.
AUGCGUCCAACAGUCGACAGGCUCUUCGAAGCUGUGAUCGGACUACAGGCGACGCCGUCACGAAAGCUACGAUCGGCGACGCCGCAGCAAUGGCUUGAUGGCCUGAUCUCGCUUGAGUGCUCGGCUCUUGGACGGGUUGUCCAAUGGGCCACGCGAGUCGUGCAUCUCUCGCGAGGAGCGAGCGCUAGUUUCACAAAUGAGGUCCAGCAUUCGCGGCACCCGCGCGUAGAGCGGGCCCCACAAUCUGCGUAUCUCCUGACCGUAACCUGCGCGCAGCAUGGGUCGGCCAGCACGAUGCUACAGCCCUGCACGCUCUUCCCGCUUGGGCGCCCCGAGGGGGGCAUAGCCCGCGCUGCAGAGCCCCGAGGACACUAUUGUCGCAGACCUGAUGGGACUCUUACCGGAGAGAUUGUUGAAGCCGCAACAGCCUCUGUCUGGCGAAGUCUUCCGAAGACUCCUCUCAGUUAUGCCAAGACUGUCAUCGAGUUCGCCAUUUCGGAGUGUCAUCGAUAUGGCAUCACGUCGAUCCAAGAAGCUUCAGCAACCACAGCCUAUCUCCACGCCCUCCGCGAGCUGGAAGCGGAGAACCGCCUGCCGCUUGAUAUCAGCACGCACAUUGUUUGUGCUCCGGGAGCUUCGACUGGCGAGAGUGAAGCGUCCCUUGCGGCUCUCAUCAACGUUGCAGAUGCAUUUAAGAGUAAACAUGUUCAUACGGGAUUUGUCAAAUUCUGGCUGGACGGCGCGCCAUUACCGCCGAAUCCCACUCAGUGUGAUCUGGAUGCCAAUGGGAAAGCUGAUCCGGAACGUGUCUUGGUAGAUUACCAGAAGUUGCUCGAUCGUAUCUCUGCAUACGACGCGCGAAAUAUGACUUGCAAGAUUCACGUCGCCGGUGAAGGGAGUGUGCGACUUGCGCUGGACGUUUAUGAGGCUGUCCGGAAGCGAAAUCCGAGCGGACCUAAGCACGAGCUUGCUCACUGCAAUGCAGUCCACCGAGACGACAUUCAACGGAUUGCUCGCCUCGGGCUCACUGCUGAAAUGUCGCCUGCGAUCUGGCACGCUCCUGUCGUUCAAUUUGCUCCCCAUCUCCUGAGAUGGCCCUUCAAUGAGAUCUUGGCCACGGGGGCGCACAUGACGAUUGGCUCGGAUUGGAUCUUGACGGACAACCCGAGUUUGUUUGAUCCACUUGCACACUUAGUGGAGAUGCUCGAAGUGCCAAGGUCGGGAGAUAGGGAAGGGUUGACGAAGAAGCAAGUUGCUGCCCAUGCGCUCUGUCGGAUGAUCACGCUGGGAGGAGCGGAGGCAGUGGGGAGGGAGAGGAUGAUUGGCAGUAUCGAAGUUGGAAAGAUGGCGAAUUUCAUCGCUCUCGAUCGCGAUUUGAGCGAAGGGGAGUUCGCCGGAGCGACGGUGCUGAAGACCUGGUUUGAGGGAAGGCAGGUGUACAGCGCCGUGGCAGGGCAGGUCGGAAUAUAG